UCCCACUUCCGGGUGGGUUGCUAUGGCAGCGGCCGCGGGCACUUGGGGCUUCUCCCUCCCGGCGGUGGAGAGGAUGAGGCAGAGGCUGCUCCGGGGGGGCUUAGCGACCGACUGCCUCCAGGAGGCCAUGGCAGAUAUAGAAAAUGAUGAAGAGACUGGAGUUUUUGUAGUGGGACGUGGAGGCUACCCAAACAAAGACGGUAUCAUCCAGUGUGAUGCAGCAAUAAUGGAAGGACAGCCUGGCCGUUUUGGAGCUGUAGCAGCUUUGCAUGGAAUUGGAACUCCACUUGCUGUCGCUCGUAAGGUCAUGGAAGAGACUCCUCACAGUUUUCUAGUCGGAGACGGUGCUGUGGCUUUCGCAAAGGACCAAGGCUUCGUCGUGGAAGAUAACAGCAGUUUGAUGAGUAAAAAGAGUACUGAGGCUUACCAGAAGUAUUUAGAAACAAAAAAAACCUUGAAGAAACAUGAUACAUUAGGUUUGAUCGCCUUGGAUAUCUAUGGAAACAUAACAGUUGGAGUUUCUACCUCUGGGUCUCCCUUUAAAUAUCCAGGACGAGUAGGCGAUUCUCCAUUGCCCGGAUGUGGGCUGUUUGCUGAUCAAGAGGUAGGAGCUGCAGCAGCUACAGGCGAGGGAGACAAGAUCAUGUGCUUCUGUCCUUGUUUUCAUACAGUCCUGUUAAUGAGACAGGGCUUGUCUCCUGUGGAUGCAUGCCAGACUGUUGUCCAGGAUAUCCUCCAACGAGCAGGAAAGGAAAAGAUGUUUGAACUUGGCAUAAUAGCAAUGAAUAUGAAGGGGGAAGUUGGAGCUGCUUCGUCCGUGGCAUUUCCGUACUGCAGCUGGUCUCAGGGAAAAGACGCCGUAGAGCAAGUGACCCAACAACCCUGAAGAAAUCAAGGGAAGACUUCUGUUUGGUCUCUGAUUCAAAGACUUCUUCGCCCGUUAACUUUCAGGAGUUUCGUUCCAGUGUAUGGGUGUAUAUUCUAAGAUUUUUCUUUGACCAAUUUUCUUUGGCUCUAAGAACUAGCCCAAAAUACUUCAGAGCCAGGAUCAUUUUUCACUUUUCAGGGCUUUGUAUUUUUAUGAAAACUUUCUCAUUAUUGCUACCACAAAACCUAAUCCUAACCUCUUCACCAUUUCUCGUAAUUUUAUUAAAAUUAUGACAAAA
Messenger RNA from Eublepharis macularius, 1166 nucleotides. Its product is annotated as N(4)-(Beta-N-acetylglucosaminyl)-L-asparaginase-like. The coding region runs from base 23 to 886 and encodes 287 amino acids. Gene Ontology annotation, molecular function: N4-(beta-N-acetylglucosaminyl)-L-asparaginase activity. Lineage: Eukaryota; Metazoa; Chordata; Lepidosauria; Squamata; Eublepharidae. The record is from RefSeq and is a predicted model, not a curated record. The transcript has 10 exons. Gene Ontology annotation, biological process: protein deglycosylation.